AUGAGCAGUACUGAGUACGUCCAAAUAAAAGAUUUGAAGCCGGGUAUGAAAAAUAUCAACGCGAUCUUCAUAGUGUUGGAGGUGGGACUGCCGACGCUGACGAAGGAGGCGCGCGAGGUGCGCACGUUGCGCGUGGCGGACGCUUCGGCCUCCGUCAACUUAUCCGUUUGGGACGAACCCGGCGCCCUGUUGCAGCCAGGAGACAUCGUGCGCCUCACGCGCGGCUACGCUUCGCUCUGGCGCUCCGCUCUCACCUUGUAUUCGGGUAAAUCCGGCGACAUACAAAAAGUUGGCGAAUUCUGUAUGCUGUUCAACGAGCAAGUGAACAUGAGCGAACCUCAGCCGACGCCACCGCCCGCUGUGAACGCGCCACCCCCUGAUCGUACUAAUGGCGCGCAUGCCCCCGCUCGCAACAUGGCACAGUCCCAACCAUCAACACCCGGCACUCAGCAGAUGCAGCCGAAGAAUGAACGGUUUUCACAGAACAAUCAGGAACACAACAGCAAACAUCAGCAUAAAACAUAUGUUAGAGGAAGAGGACAUCAGCGCGGCAACAACAGGAGAUAA
Messenger RNA from Danaus chrysippus (African queen), 567 nucleotides. Lineage: Eukaryota; Metazoa; Arthropoda; Insecta; Lepidoptera; Nymphalidae. The record is from the annotation of a GenBank genome assembly.